Messenger RNA from Saccharomycopsis crataegensis, 690 nucleotides. It is a transcript of the gene HSH49, whose product is annotated as U2 snRNP complex subunit HSH49. Lineage: Eukaryota; Fungi; Ascomycota; Saccharomycetes; Ascoideales; Saccharomycopsidaceae. Bases 1 to 690 code for a protein of 229 amino acids. Gene Ontology annotation, cellular component: U2 snRNP; nucleolus; U12-type spliceosomal complex. The record is from RefSeq and is a predicted model, not a curated record. Gene Ontology annotation, biological process: positive regulation of mRNA splicing, via spliceosome. Gene Ontology annotation, molecular function: RNA binding. The transcript has a single exon.
AUGAUACUGAAGAAACUAGCAGAGAGUGAAAGAAACCCUAACGCUACCUUAUACAUCGGGAACACCCCAGAAGAACUAGAUGAGCAUCUCCUAUACGAACUACUUGUGCAAGCCGCUCCUAUCAAAAACAUCAAAAUCCCCAAAGACAGAAUCACAGGCUUGCCCCAGGGUUAUGCCUUUGUCGAAUUGAAGGUUGUUAACGAUGUUGAGUAUGUGGUUAAUGUCAUGAAUGGGAUAACGGUAUUUGACAAGUCUUUGAAAAUUAGAAAAGCCAACACUAACCAAACAUCAAAUAAUAAUCUUGGACAGAGCUCUCUCCAGGAUUUACAAGACUCAUCAAAAAUCAUUGAUAUUGGGGCAAAUAUCCAUAUUUCCAACCUAGAUCCAUUAAUGGAUGACAACUUACUUAUCUCAACAUUCUCGAAUUUUGGUCAGUUGGCAAAACCUCCUCAUAUAGUUAGGAACAAUGCCACGGAGAAUAGCACUGGAAAUUGUUUUGCAUUCAUAAGCUUUACUGACUUCGAAUGCAGUGAUAAAGCAAUCAAAAGCAUGAAUGGGCAGUAUCUUAUGAAUAGAGUUAUAAAAGUAGACUAUGCUUUCAAAAAAGGAAAUCAAAAGGAAAAACACGGAGAUAAAAUUGAAAGAGAGUUGGCAAAAAGAGCGAAAUCUAACCAUUAUGAAAUGUAUUAG